UAAACCAUCAAUAUCUUAUACCAGGUUUAACUCUCAUUUUGAAAUCAAAAUUCAACUUGAACACAAACUUAAAUGUGCCAAAGUUUUACUCAAGUUUAUAAAAUAACGAUAAUGUGUGUUGAAGUUUCGAUAAAUGUAGAAGCAUAGAAAACAAGUAGAGAAUUAAGUGAUUUUUUCUAAAACAAUGAUUGUUGUAACUAAUGGUUAAUUUAGUUAUCAAAUUAUAAGCAAUUAUAUAUAUAUAUAUAUAUAUAUAUAUAUAUAUAUAUAUAUAUAUAUAUAUAUAUAUAUAUAUAUAUAUAUUCAAACUAAUAUGUUGCUUAUUAGAGUUCCUAAACUAGUUCAUAUAAUGGGUGUUAGGUUAUGUGUACUAUAACGAUAGCGAUUGGUAUAUUAUGAUAAGAUGACUCAUGAUAGAUUCUACUAUAGACAAUGUCUUAGCUACUAAAUGUUAAACUCUUAACUGAUGAUAUGUUCACAAAUCUACUAUAUCCAAUUAAUCUUAUGCCCUUAAAGACUAUAAUAAGGUUUACUAUAGACAAUGUCUUAGUCAUUAAAUGUUGAACUCCUUAAUCGUCAUAAUUCAAUUUGUUAUAUAUUUUAGAUGAUCGAAUUAUUGCAAUUGUAUUACUUGCUAUAUGAUUAAUUGUAAUUGUAAUUAUAGUCACAAGAAUUAAUUAAUAUGUUAUUUCUUCUUCAUUUUUCGUGAUAAAUGAUUAAUGCUCCUAAUAUCGUAAAUAAUGAGAAAAUUUAGUUUUGGUAAAUAAUGAGAAAAUUUAGUUUUGAUAAAUAAUAAGAAAAUUUCUUUGGCUAACAAUGUACAAAACAACGUCCUGCAUCCCCCAUAUUUGCCGCCAAAUUUCCCCCUAAAUUUUGGCUCCAAUUUUUUGGUCUCCCGCAAUUUACUUGGUUGUUUUGACUUUUCAGGGACUCUCUAUACCCGCCAAAAUUUCCCCAUGUUAAUUAAACUAAUGGUAAAAGGAUAUUAUUUUUGGCUGAAAAGUGAAAUUCUGCAUCCCCAUGUUGAUUCUUCCUAGAGUUGGCUCCAAAUUUCCCUCCUAAAUUUUGGCUCCAAUUAUUUGCAACUUAUUUGAUUGUUUUAAUUUUAUUUGAGGGACUCCAUACCCGUAAGUUUUUUCUCAUGUUAAUUGUAACUAAUGCUAAAGCCGUAACCACUCACACCCAGAUAUUCAUGCUACUUACUAACGUGUGCCAUCAUAUGCUAUACGCCUACGUUUAUAUCACUGUAUGUUGCUAAGUUUUCUUCAUGUUUUAUUAUUAUUAUUUUUUUAAUGCAUAAUUUCAAUUGAAUUUCAUAUUUUAAACUUCCAUUUACGAAAUGAAAAUUUUGGCUUUACAUGGGUAUAGAGCAAAAAACUUUAUUUUGAAAGAUAAUAAUAAUUCUUUAUUUUUGAACUUCCCUUUGCUAUAUUAUAUAGUAUAUAAUAAAAUAAUUUUUUAGGUUAAUAGGGCGGGUUGCGGGUUAGUCGGGUUCGGGUCAAUCGGGUUGCGGGUCAAUUGGGUUGCGGGUCAAUCGGGUUACGGGUCAAUCGGGUUCGGGUUAAACGGGUUGCGGGUUAGUUGGGUUACAGGUAAAUCGGGUCGCGGGUCAAUCGGGUUGUGGGUCGGGCGGGUUGCGGGUCAUUGACUUUUAGUCAAUUCGGGUUGCGGGCGGGUUACAGGUCGGGUUGGUCGGGCGGGUUAAACGGGUCGGGUUCUAUUUUGACACCUAUACUAAUAACUCUCCCGGGAAACAUACCCCACAUCCCGUCGGAUGUAGUCAUACAUACCCCAACAUCCCGUCGAAUGUGGUCAUAUAUACCCCACACCACUAUGGGUGUAGUCAUACCCCGACACCACUCUGGGUGUGGUCAUAUCUCGUAAGAAUUCUUCAGUCACCACCACAUGAGAGGUGUGACUAUCAUACAUAUCAUAAUAGAGUAAUAGCAUAGGGAGCCCUAAUUACUAUGUAGUUGACCGUGAGACCACAACACUCAUAUUUGGUAUCCUUAUACAUGAUUCAUAUCUCAUCUUGCUUAAUCAUAAUUCAUUACUUGCACAUGUACUUGACCUGACCAUAAUUGGCUCAACAUAGGUAAACCAGGAGUCGUAUAGUUGCACUUCCUCGGGAUAAACCCUCGUGCAAGUCAUCCUCCUUAAAACAUCAUAAUAUCACCCUGGGAAGUUUAUUUCCCCCACUUGUGAAUCCAAAUACAACCACAAUAUCACAUCAUGUCAAAACACCUUAUCGAACAACCAUGAAGUCAUAUCAACAGUUAAGCCACAAAUGGCAACAUGUAUGCAAUCAUCAGCAUAGACAAGGUCCAUAUCGAUUAGGGCAAGUCAAUAAUAUCAUACAGCAGUCCAGGGUUCAUCAUAUAGCACGAAAGUCCAUACACCCCUAAUCAUGCAAUUCUAGUUCACCUAGGUCAAUUCUAAGCAUCAAUAUAAUUAUCGUGAUACGACAAACCCGGUAUGCCGUGCUAAUCCCUCACCAGUUCUGGUCGUUCAAACACCGGUUUAACCUUCCCGUACUAAAACGUCAAUUUCACGAACGAACCCCGAAUUAAAAUCUGAGACCGUCCUAAUAUUCCCUGCAGUAUCCCCGUCAAUAUUAGUUCUGGGCUCCGGGUCAAAUUCUCGAUAAAAACACAUCAAACCCUGGCCGGAGCUAAAUUCAGCGGUUUGGACCCCGGCCUAAAUAAUAGCCGAAAUUCAGGGAAUUCAAGAAAUUCCUGAACCAAAAACUCAUUUUAAAGCUCUAAAUCGAUAAAUCACGAUGUAUAGAUGAAUUAGGCAUUACUUACGGGAUUUUUGGAUCACUAGGGCUCAAGAAUUUGAGCUUUGUAAUUUCCCCUCACGAUGCCCUGUGCGCCUCUGUUUCACUGCUUCUCGCGGAUGAAAAUGGAAAAACGUGAUGGAGAAGGAAAAUGGGACGGGGAGAUUAUAUAUGUGACCGCUUACUAAUAUAUAUAUAUAUAUAUAUAUAAUUAAUACGUAUACUUAUCCGAUCGAUAAUCCGAUUUUCGUCGAAAUACUGUUAAAACGCUCGAUUUUAAAUCGCGAACUUUCUAGCGAUCGAAAUACGGGUUUUGCCGGAACGGGAUCUUACAUUUUCUCUAUUUCCUGUGGACACUGAGGCCUACCAUUGAACAUUGUCUGUCCUCGCGGUUGGUCUAAUCCAUCUCUUCUUCAGUCUACUCGUUGACCUAAGAAGAUCUAUACAAGUCGUUGACCUAAGAAGAUCUAUACAAGUCUCUAUUAAACUAUAUCUAGAAGUUAUAUAAAUAAACAAGCAAGAUGUUCCAGCAACCAUUUAGAUAAACGAUAACAGCAGGAAGAAGUCAAUAUACUCUAAUCACUUGUAUCAAUCAGAGGUACCUAUUAUAAGCAUGCUAUGAUGCAAAUAAAGCGAUCUUAUGAAAUCCAAGCUAAUGGGAUAUUCUGCGAGGUUAGAAUAUGCUCGACUGUAAGGCGAGGGGAAUCUAGCGACGGAGAGAAUGUGAGCCUGAGGCCGGGUGAAUUCGCCUUCGCCCUACAGGCUCAUAAUAAACCUUCGCCCGCUUUUAGGGCUCAUAAUAAACCUUCGCCCUACGGGCUCAUAAUAAACCUUAGGAGAGAAGAACGAAACCCUACAUCGAUGUCUGCCGGGGUAUUGAGAAUGUGGUAUUGCUUCACCAAUAGAAGUAUACUCCUCACAUCGGCUUUAUUUCCUAUUUACUCCGUCUCUGUCGUUGCUAUGAAAGGAUCCUCCCCAUCUCACACCGGGUGAAUUCGCCUUAGGAGUUCAUUCUGCGACGAGUAUUCGGUUUAGGGUAUUCGGCUGAGGGUUCUAUUACGAGAUAAUUCAUAGGUAUUCUGCUGGUGGUUACACCGGUUCAUUGGGCUUAGGAGUGAAUUCUGCGACGGGUAUUCGUUGGUAUCCUGAAAGGGCUAGUAUUCAGCUUAGGAGACAAUUCUUAGGGUUACCCGGGGUUAGACCAGAUUGUGGUGGAAACACCGGGUGAAUUCGGCUUAGGGAGGGCUAUUAUUCGGCUUAGGGAGGGAGGUUAUUCAGCGACGGGAAUCCUGCGAAGGGUAUUCUGCUUAGUAGGGUAUCCGAAGAGAAUUCGUCUUAGGGUUAGACCGGGGCUUAGGAGAUAAUGAUAGGAUAUUCGUUGGUAUUCUGCUUGUGGUUAUACCGGAUUUGGUGGUUAGACCAGAUGUGGUUACACCGAAUGUGGUUAGACAGGAUUGGGCUGGUUACACCGGGUGAAUUGGGCUUAGGAGUUCAUUCGGCUUAGGGUUAACCCGCGGUUCCGGGAGAAGAGAGAGGGGAUAGGGCAUUAGAAUUACACUAACGACAAGUAGCUGGUAGGGGGUGGUUCUUAAGCAACUAUAGGACAAAGACAGAAGAAUCAGUCUUAACACUUCUCCUCACUGUAGAAGCUUGAAACUUCUCUCUCAAAAGACUAAGUGUAGUCUUGGUGCUUCGACACAGAGCGUUUGAGAUAAUACUCUGGAGACGCUCAUAUCUACUACCACCUAUCCAUAAAAAACUAUACACCAACCAUUAACACCACAAAGAAUUCUACAACACCAUUUUCAACGAUCAUAAGCAAUCAGCCUCCCUCGCACCACACCAUCAUGGGGACGUUCAGUAGCAAAAAGUUGCAUCAAUCAACCUAAGAAACGAUCAGGUAUGUCGGAUAACCCCAGUAGUAGUAACAGUUACUUUGAUUAUUUAAGUAAAAAUGAGGAAGAAAAUUAUUUUCUAGAUGGAAUAUUAGAUGUCAAGAAAAUGAAGGAACAAACUAAUUUUACCUUAUCAGAAACGCAAAAUUUUAUUACUAAGUCUUUUUUAUCCAAACUAUUUGAUAGAAAAAAUAUAAUUAAAUAUGGAAAAAUGAUAAGAGAAACGGCAGUACCAAUAGAACAAACUAAGGGAGAUUUCCUAAUUCAAAUAAUAAAUAGGGAACAAAUUAGGAAAAAAUUAUCCAAGUUACAACAGGAAGAAAGAAAUAAAAUAGCUUAUAUUCACAUUAGCACGAUACAAAUUAUUCUAAAAUCUACUAUGAAAACAGGGAUAAGUGCACCUAUAGAACUAGAAAUAAGAGAUGAUCGACUCAUCAAUAGAGAAGAGAGUAUUAUUGCAAAAGGAAAAGGAAAUCUAGGAGUAGGAAUAAUCAAAUUCGAUAUUAAUCUACAACAAGGAAUUAGUUUAACAGAUGGGAAUCUCGACUCUUCCAUUAUUAUAAAGUAUGAAUUGAAAAGAAAAAAUUUCAUGAAAGAAAACAGUAAACCUUUUUCGGUAACAUACCAAAUAAACUAUGCACUGACCAAUAGUCAUCAUAGUCUAGCGUUCAAAGAUAAGGAAGCCAUCACCAUAGAAGAUUUAUUCAAACCAUUAAUUCAAUUAGAAUCCCCUCUAAAAAUAAUAAAAUCAAAUUAUGAUCAUCCAAGAAUAAGUAUAGAUAAGAGAAGUUCUUCCAUGAGAUUAACCAAUAAGCAGAAGGAAAUGGAGAAAGAAGAAAACAAGGAAAUAAAAAACAUAACUAUACUUCAUCAAAAUGAUAAUACUAGUGAAAUAAAAAAAGUUACAAGAACUAAUCGUAGAAAUGAGUGAAAAAAUGUAAAGAUGCCUAACACUUAUUACAUAAAUAAAUUGAUAGAAGGAAUAGAUGCAAUAGACCUUA
Molecule: messenger RNA, 5675 nt
Organism: Linum trigynum
Lineage: Eukaryota; Viridiplantae; Streptophyta; Magnoliopsida; Malpighiales; Linaceae
Source: the annotation of a GenBank genome assembly